Ananas comosus (pineapple) is the source of this 451-nucleotide messenger RNA. RefSeq lists its product as uncharacterized. The coding region runs from base 80 to 451 and encodes 123 amino acids. The transcript is spliced from 3 exons. Lineage: Eukaryota; Viridiplantae; Streptophyta; Magnoliopsida; Poales; Bromeliaceae. The record is from RefSeq and is a predicted model, not a curated record.
GUGCACACAGCAAUUGUGAACAUCAUAUAUAAAACAUUAUCACAUCAUACGUUUGGCAUGAAACUCAAGCUAUUUUUGAAUGCUAUCCACAUAUAGGAGGAGUUCUCCUCGCCGUCCUUUCGACUUCUCCGCCUUCGUGGCGGUGCCUCUCCGCCUUCUCUCGCCCUGUUGCCUGUCCCGUCCGACAUCCCGUCUGCCUUCUCCCGUACUCUCCACCUUCUCUCGCCCUGUUGCCUGUCCCGUCCGCCGUCCCGUCUGGGAGGUGGCGUUGUGUCGUCGGUCGUGUGGGCCGCGACUUUUCCUCCACCGCACGUUCUCGGCUGUACGGCCCGGCGUGGCUUCUUCCUACGGUUGGAGCCCUCUUAUACGGGUUUGGGCGUCUGUGGUUCCGAAGGUUCUUCUUGGAGAUGUGGAAACUGGGAAGUGUAGUCCGUUCCUGCCGCUCUUGUGA